This is a messenger RNA of Prosopis cineraria, 1325 nucleotides long. Its product is annotated as VQ motif-containing protein 4-like. The coding region runs from base 185 to 883 and encodes 232 amino acids. Lineage: Eukaryota; Viridiplantae; Streptophyta; Magnoliopsida; Fabales; Fabaceae. The transcript has 3 exons. The record is from RefSeq and is a predicted model, not a curated record.
CCACCCCUCUAUUUUCCCUUUCCAUUCUCCAGCGCGUGACAUUGCUCACCGUAAACAAAGACACACACCAAGGUCUGGUCUUUGCCACAUUUCUCACCAAAACACGCACCAAGUAGCAAACUCUCUUCUCCUCAUCAUCUUCGUCUUGUGCUCUCUCAACCCUCAGCUCUCAACUCAAUCAUCCAUGGCUUCUGUAUCUCCCAGGCACCAAGAGAACACUAAUGCCAACCCCUCUUCUCCUUUCGUCACUUCUCCCCCCGUCGCCGGCAACGGAGUCCAGCCCCACCAAGUUGCCCCUCCGAAGCCCAUCACCAGAUCCGAAUCCGCCGCCCCUUAUCCCACUACCUUCGUCCAGGCCAAUACCUCCUCCUUCAAGCAGGUUGUCCAAAUGCUCACCGGAUCCUCCGACACCGUCAAGCACGCCUCCGCUUCCAAGCCCGCCUCCGAUUCCAAGACCCACAUCCCCCCGAUCAAAUCCAUCCCCAAGAAGCAGCAGCAGCAGCAGCAAUCCGGCUUAGAGCUCUACAAGCGCAGGAAAUCCCUCAAGAAUCUCAACAUCAGCCCCUUGAUUCCUUCUUUCGGGUCCGGAUUUUCGCCCCGAAAGCCCGACAUCCUCUCCCCCAGCAUCCUUGACUUUCCGUCCCUCGUCCUCAGCCCCGUCACGCCGCUCCUCCCCGACCCCUUUGAUCGCUCCGCCCCCGGGACCGGAAGCCCUGGCUUGGAUAGGGAGGCGGAGGAGAGAGCCAUCAAAGAGAAGGGUUUUUUCUUGCAUCCUUCGCCGGGGACCACUCCCAGGGAUGCCGAGCCUCGAUUACUGUCUCUGUUCCCGACCACAUCUCCCAGAGCUUCAGUUAGUCGCCAGCUCUCAAUUGGAUCAAAUUAGAUGACAACGAAAACAACAUUCAAAACUAAACGUUGAUGGAUUAAUUCAUGCAGGGUGAUGGUGGGUGAUUACAUUAAUGGGGAAAUUGAAAUAGAAAGGAGAACAUGUGCCAUGUUCUGAAUCCUACUGGCAUGAAGAUGCCCCAUUUCAAAGGUCGUCUUCUUCUUCUCUCUCUCUCUAUCAGCGUUUGGAGGAAAUAGACGAGAGAGAGAGGGAAAGUGUGUGUGUCUCGCAAGUGGUGGGUUUUCAUUUGGAAACGAACAAGAAUUUUUAUCAUUAUUCAUAUCUAUGAUGAUUCCUUUGUGAUUUUCUUUCACAUGGCUUUGAUAUUUCUAUUAUUUUAUUUCUUAUUUGAUUUGACCACACAUCCAUCAUGUCAUAUUUGACUAUCUCUCUUUGAAUUCUUGAACGCUGCCAUUAUUACUUCCUUAUUGCUUCUUAA